AUGGCGGUGCUUGGAUCGCUUUUGCUGCUCCUCAUGCUGGACAAAGAACUGAACUUGACCCAGCUGGAUGGACUGCUGGUGGAACCCACUCGGGAUUUGCACCAGCUGGAACUUUGGUUGCGCGCGGGUUUUGACCAUCACGACGUGGAGAAUCCCUAUGUGCGGUGGUUUCUGCAUCGUGUGGAAAUGCCGCUGAGCAUUGUCACUUACCAGGAAAAUCGCUAUUGGAUGGACGUUCCUUUUGGUGGGAAAAAUCUAGUGAUGGUGAUGAGUUUAGAUCUACUUUUGACCAAUCGCGGAGCGGCUGCACCGAUUCAGAAAGCCAGUACUUUCUUUUACAUCCUGGCGGAUCAAGACAAGGACCUUUCACUCGAAGAACAACUCCGUUUGGAGGGCAGCUGUCGAAAGUUGUGGAUGCAGCACAAAAUCUACAAUCGCUUUUUCCUAACCAGAGACGGCAUUUGGAUCUAUGAUCCCUUUAAGCGACGCGAUUCCGCCUUUGGACGAUUGGUGCGAUAUUUCGGCUCGGAGACCCUGGAUAAACUGCUCUUCCGCGACAUGGCUGGCUAUCCACUGCGGAUUCAGAUGUUUAAGUCCGUCUACACUCGCCCGGAAUUCGAUGCAAAGUCCGGUUUGCUGACGAGCGUCACUGGCGUGGACUUCCAGGUGGCCGAAAUGCUCAGGGAGCGAUUGAAUUUCACCAUGCUACUGCAGCAGCCGGAAAAGAACUAUUUUGGUGAACGCUAUGCGAAUGGGAGCUACAAUGGCGCCAUAGGAUCGAUCAUCAACGAUGGCCUGGACAUCUGCCUCACGGGAUUCUUUGUCAAGGAUUACCUGGUGCAGCAGUACAUGGACUUCACAGUGGCCGUUUACGAUGAUGAGUUGUGCAUAUAUGUGCCGAAAGCCAGUCGUAUACCGCAAUCGAUAUUGCCCAUAUUUGCAGUUGGCUAUGACAUUUGGCUGGGAUUCGUGCUGACCGCAUUUGCUUGUGCUCUGAUUUGGCUAACAUUGAGAUUGAUUAAUCUAAAACUGAAAAUAGUCAGUCUGGGCAAUCAGCAUCUUUUGGGACAGGCAUUGGGAAUUAUGGUCGAUACAUGGGUGGUUUGGGUGCGACUUAAUCUGAGUCACUUGCCAGCGAGUUAUGCCGAAAGGAUGUUCAUUGGAACCCUUUGUUUGGUGAGCGUGAUAUUUGGCGCCAUUUUCGAGUCGAGUUUGGCCACGGUGUACAUACAUCCGCUGUACUAUAGGGAUAUAAAUACCAUGCAGGAGUUUGAUGAAAGUGGCUUGAGGGUGGUCUACAAAUACUCUUCCAUGGCGGAUGAUCUGUUCUUCAGCGAAACAUCACCAUUAUUCGCCAGUCUUAAUAAUAAACUCACAUGGAAUCGAAAUUUACGUGCGGAUGUCAUCGAUGAGGUGGCCAAAUUUAGAAACAAGGCUGGCGUCUCCAGAUAUACCUCCUUGAUAUUGGAAUCGUCGCGAUUCACGCUGCUCCAUCAGAUUUGGGUGGUUCCAGAGUGCCCCAAGUAUUAUACCAUCUCGUAUGUGAUGCCGAGGGAUUCGCCAUGGGAAGAUGCUAUAAAUGCGCUGCUGUUGAGAUUCCUGAAUGCUGGACUGAUUGUCAAAUGGAUUCAGGACGAGAAGUCCAUGGUGGAUACUAAAAUGAGAUUGAGCAUCCUUCAAGCGGAUGCCGAAACUGAGCUUGUGAGGGUCCUAACUAUUGGGGAUCUGCAGUUGGCCUUUUACGUGGUCAUUGGCGGUAAUUUGUUGGCUUUUCUCGGCUUUCUCGGCGAACAUUUCAGGCGAAAAUUGCAAAAGAAAGAGUUAUAG
Molecule: messenger RNA, 1827 nt
Organism: Drosophila santomea
Lineage: Eukaryota; Metazoa; Arthropoda; Insecta; Diptera; Drosophilidae
Gene: Ir10a
Exons: 2
Coding region: 1-1827 (608 amino acids)
Source: RefSeq, a predicted model, not a curated record